Ostrea edulis (European flat oyster) is the source of this 5128-nucleotide messenger RNA. RefSeq lists its product as uncharacterized. The record is from RefSeq and is a predicted model, not a curated record. Gene Ontology annotation, molecular function: protein binding. The transcript has 12 exons. The coding region runs from base 1561 to 3804 and encodes 747 amino acids. NCBI's taxonomy places the organism in Eukaryota, Metazoa, Mollusca, Bivalvia, Ostreida, Ostreidae.
UCCGGAUGCACAAUAUGACGUCAGAGGAUAAGCUAAUAGCCUGACAGUUACGGGAAGCAGUAAAAACCCGGGAACGACCUGUUAUCGUUAAUGUAGCAGAACGAGGGAAAACAAGUGGACACGAAACUGAAUAAUCUGAGAAUAGAUAGAAUCAUAAAAGAGCAGCAAAUCAAGAGGCGUUUCCUUUUGAUAAAUGGAUUAAACCCCGAGUGGUUAAAUCUUAAUAUUUAUGAGUAUAAUUUUGAAAACCACGCAAGUCUUCUUCUAUAGAUAUUAGUAUUAAUACUUUGUGAUUAUCUAUAAUAAUUUCUUCUGUUUUACUUUUAAAUAAAAGAUGUCACAUUAUAAUUCCUAUGUAUUUCCUCGAAAAUAGUUUUAAAUGCAUGAAAGGUGAUCAAUCUCAUAACUCCUAAAAAGAAAUAAAGAGUUAGGAAAACAUGGACCCUGGAUAUGCCAGAGGUGGGAUCAGGUGCCUAGGGGUAGGAGGCAUACAUUUUAGCGACCGAUUUAAUGCUUUGUGGUGGCUUAGUUCCUCUUGUUUAUAGAGGAUUUUGUAAGAUAUUCCACGAAAACUACGAUAAUUGAAACCCACGAAAAUUAAUUACUUUACACUAUUAAGUUAAUUCUUAUCAUACCCAACUACCUUAACCCAAUUACAUUGAGAUAUCAAGAAACUAAGUUAUCUUCAGAAAACCCAUAUCAUCACCCGGGGGUGAUAGUUAAAUCAAUAAACCAAAUUAUUAAUGGAGCAAAUGAGAUUUUUUUUAAAAUUAUUCAAGAAAACAGAAUGAAUCUAUUUGAAAGAAUAGGAUGAAACAUCAAAAAUGUAUGUGCAAAGAAACAUCUUACUGACUUGUAAUUUUAAACGGCUUUCGUUCCAUAUGAAACCGCAUUGCACAUCGUACACUAAACGUAUAAUUGUCAAUAACUUUACUAGAUCUGAAUGCAAAGAAAAUUAUUUCCUACCAUUUUAAAAGCAGAAUUCUUAACAAUGGAUCCAAUAUUCAAAAGAGACAAGAGUAUGGAUUUAAUACAUAUAAAAUGAUAUUGAAGAAAAUGGAUUUACGCAAUACAAAUAGACAUGAUGGAAGUGCUCAAUUCUGCAGAAUGUCAGAAACCUAUCCCAUUUCGGUCUAGGUCAAUGCUGUUAUCACAUCUCCAUAAUUCAUGCAGUGAGUCAAACUACAUCGAUCGAGUCUUUCGAGUAUUGCCAAUCUGAACUGUAUCGCGAAGACCAAAACGAAAAAUAAAAAAAAAAUAUUCAAGUUCUCCCCGAGAUCGAUAGCGUUCUGACUAACGUAGACCAGCUCUCUCCUCGUCGGGAUCCGUGGACGGCUAGCUGGUGUCGUACGUGAAUAUUUCCAUCGAUCUGCGCAGAAUUCCCUACCUCCAAGUAUAACUAUUUUCUAUCACAUUCCAGGAAUCCACACAGAUAUUUACUUAUUGCAGCAUAUUACUGACGUCCUUAGUUUCUGGGAUAGGGGAACCGGUAUGCGAUUCUAAAACUCAACUUUUUCCGUUUAGAGACUUGCGAAACGACUAAAUCAAGUUUAGCUAAAGAUGAAGUCGAUAACCAAUCUUUUGGUUGUGUUUGGACUAGUUCUCGCCAUUUCACACCAAUCAACAUUGGAGCCGAUUAAUAAAUCAGAUAAUGGUCAUCGUCCGGAUUUAAUUAACAUAGAUGAGGGCUCGCUGCAUGGUUCUAAGCCAAGACCUAAACCUGUUGUUACUAUUGAUAGAGAUGACGAUGAAGAUGGGGACGAUGCUGACGUCAUUGAUGGUUCCGGUUCUGGGUCAAGCGAAGUCAAACCGGAAACCACGACACUGCAUCCAACGCAAUACCCAGGUCCUAUUGUCAUGGAAACACCUGCACCAUCGUCAACUGUGGAUGACAGCAAAAUAAAAGAAAUAAUAAUACAAGAAAAAGGAUCGAAGCCUCUUAAAGACACCUCAGAUAACAACACUCAAGUACUGGUUUAUGGAAAUAACGUCAUAACAUUGGUGUCGGACAAUGACGACGAUCAUAAGUCAAGUGAAGAUAAAAAAGCAGCUUCAGAUUUAUUGGCGGAUAAGAUAAAAGAAAAUGGGAUAAAUACCCAAACCACAAAAGAAUCCAAGAUUGAACAGGGUGACAGAAUUUGUAAAGCUCUUGACUGUAAGUUUGGUGCAGAAUGUAUAGAAAAGCAACCGCUUAACUUUGAGUGUGUCUGUCCAGUUGGCACAUGCGCAGACGAGGAAGGUGCAGAAGUGUGCGGGUCUGAUGGCGUGACGUACAGAGGUUCAUGCCAGUUAGAGAGGGAGAGUUGUAAAAAGCAGAAGAACAUUUCAGUGGUUAAACACAGAAGUUGUGACCAAGAAUCAAUAGACACGUGUCCACUGUUUAAAGUUCCCAAGUGGAGUUCAUGGUCCAUGUGGAUUCAGUCUGGGGUUUCGGAAUUCCGUUUCCGGGUUUGUCUAUCCCACGAAGCCGGAAGCCCGGGGUGUGAUGGGAGAUCGAUUGAGGAGAGAAAGUGCAGAAAUCGUCGAAUUGGCUAUUGUCAGUCUCCGUUCGGAAAAACUAUCUCCAGAAAAGAGCAUAAAUGUGAUGGGAGUAACGUUGUCGACUACACAAAACUAGAUAUUCUGCUUCCGCAUUUAAAACGUCAUGAUUAUGAGUGUAUGUUUUCUCUCUACGACACGGCUGAGUCCAGAUUUGUCCACACAAACUGGACCUAUGACCAACUUUUAAACAAAGGAGACCCUGUUGUGUGGUGCGCUCAUAGAGGAAUGUUCAUCCCUUUCGUAUCUCCCCACAAGAGGUGCAGCCACCAUCUCACCAAUUUCUGUACCAAGCCAAAAGUUUGCGAGAAAAGAAGACGACGGGGACUAAAAGAUCACGGCGACCUUAAAAAGAAGUGCUGGAAAAAAUUCCUGUUGGGAGAGUCGCCACCAGUUGCACUUCCGUUGAACGACAAGUACUUUAUCUGUCAGAGAUUCGCAGACGACACGGAAUUCGCCCACAUCUUCGGAAACAAGGCAUUGUAUACAACAAUUUAUGAUACCAAGAGGAAAAUUCCUUUGGUGUCAUUUGGUCGCUUCAGCAGCCUGGGGGAUGGGUCGUGGCCAGCUAUUCCUUCAAUGGUUGAAAGGGGACUCAAGAUAAUCGAGCCGAUGGAUAUAGGCCUGAAAAAGAAGAGAGAACCUAAUGGGCUUCAAAUUAUCCCGACAGAAGACAUGACUUUUGAACAAAAAUGUCAUUUUGGAGAGUAUCAAGCCAUCGACGCAGACUAUGAAAACCAGCCAUAUCAGCUACAAUAUUUACUAUCCCCUGAAUUGGCAGGAAGUGACGUCGCCAAUCGUAUCGCCGCCCUAACCAUGACCAACACGAUCCCUCUACAUGCUUCAAUCUACAGCGCCUGGAAGCAGGCAUUGGUUAGCAUUAGAAAAUACGCCAUAGAUGUCUGUGGAGUUGUGAACGUGGACGAAAAGAUGGAGAGUCAUCACAGGAGAAAGAAGAACGACUCCCCGGAUAUGUACAUUGUUGCUGGAGGUGUGCCAUCAGAGAACAAUACGAUAGGAAAUGACGUCAAUGUUCCUGACGUCAUCUGGUUGUCUGGAUGUUGUGUAAAGGGUGGUGAAACUAAGUCUUUUGCAAUCUACGUCAGAAAUGUUCAAAAUGGACAAAUUAUCUCAGCCCCUGUUGAACAACUUGAGGUUCUGCUGUCAGAUCUUCAUAAAACAGAGUCGACAGUUCGCCUAUUUCCGGCAUUAAACGGGAUGUGUGCAGACUUGCAGAAUGACGUAUCAAGAUAUGUCGUUGUUUGAAAAGUAUCGCUGAUAAAAUGAAAAACCUAAGUAUGAUAUCGUUCAUUUUUCCGUCACAAUACGAAAAUAAUACUCAAUAAUUUAGCUACUAAAUCUGUGUAGUGAAAGUGGUCUAUUUACAGCAAGUUCCUUCUUACAUCAUGGAUAUUGUUAAAUCAAAAUUAACCUGUAUAGACCAAUUGAUGCCAUCCUGCAAAAACAAAUCAACAGCAAUGACUACCAUUUGGAUAUUGAUGGAGUGCAUCUUGUAUUUCUCAGCAUGGAAGCAAUAAAUUUCAUUUUACGUUCAUAUCUAUUUGUACAGAGCCAUUGUUGAUGUUUGAUAUUUAUCAUAUUUCUACAAUUUUAUGAUUUCACUUUGUAAUACGGAAAGGUAACAUUCAAUUCACUCGAGAAAUUUCAAGAAAACAUACAACAGAGAAUUUUUGAACCACGUGACUGGCAUGGAGUAUUCCUAUAUUCUUUACAAAACACCCGGAUGUCGACGUAUUGUAUCUGCCCGACACAUCCUUUCCAUGAUUUUCCUGGAGAUUUCGAUUGACUGAAUAAACAAGAACUCAUUAUGUACAGUAUUUAACAUUUUCUAGCUCUUUGAUUACUUCCAUUUUUUUUUUUCUUGGUUCAGAAAGGGUACUUGCAUAUAUUGCUUUGUGUGUUCAAUUUCAGCGUACCUUUAGAUAUUCUUCAUGAGGUAUAUUAACUCUUUUCAUUACCUGUCCAUUCAUACUUGCUUUUAAUAUUUAUUGCAACAAAAUGUCAUAGGGUAGUAUUACAUGAAUAGAUAUACACAUUUAAAACUAGAUUUACCAAAUACAUGUACAAUAUUGCAGUAUUUACCCUGAUCCGAGUUUUUGAGUGUCGAUAAAACAUAUAUUACAUGUACAUCAGACAAACCGCUUGAUCGUAAUUUUCAACAGUAGACAACUGGGGCUUUCAUGCUCUUACCGUGUUAAGUUGCGUAGACCUUCGUAGUCGUCAUCGCACAAAUAAACCUAAAGCUGCUCGUAAAGUUGAUGAAUUUUCUUAGUCAUUCAAUCAUUGGUUUCAAGUUAUAGCUUAUAAGCAAACUUGUUUGAUAAUACAAUGUCAUUUGCCUUUUAAAGGUAUCCAAUUAAUAUAGAUAAUCGGCUUUAUUCACUUAUGAAUCUAUUUGUGUAUCUAUAUUAUUCUAUCAACUAUGAUGUUGUAUAUUGUGCAAAUGUAACGUGUUACGAUUUGAGUGUAAAUAUCUUAUUAAUUAUGUCAUGUAUUGUUACAAAUCUUUAUGUUUUUCUUGCAUUCCAUUUUGUUCGUGUUAUUGCUGAAUAAAAGUGAGUUUCUUUUG